Messenger RNA from Vespa crabro (European hornet), 951 nucleotides. RefSeq names its product zinc finger CCHC-type and RNA-binding motif-containing protein 1-like. Gene Ontology annotation, cellular component: U12-type spliceosomal complex. Gene Ontology annotation, biological process: mRNA splicing, via spliceosome. The record is from RefSeq and is a predicted model, not a curated record. Bases 138 to 857 code for a protein of 239 amino acids. The transcript is spliced from 4 exons. Lineage: Eukaryota; Metazoa; Arthropoda; Insecta; Hymenoptera; Vespidae. Gene Ontology annotation, molecular function: RNA binding; zinc ion binding.
UUCUUUCGAUAUAUUAACGAAUAAUGUAACCUUAAAGUAUGAGCACUGAUAAUCUAUUUAUUUACAUUUUUAUAUAAAAUCCAAACAUAAGAACUUUUAAGAUAAAUUGUUGAAGCAAAGAAUGCAGUAUUAAAAUUAUGAGCGGAGGUAUAGUGCCUAGUAAAUCUACUGUAUAUAUAUCAAAUUUACCAUUUUCAUUAACAAAUAAUGAUAUACAUCAACUUUUACAGAGUUACGGAAAGAUAGUGAAAGUAACUAUAAUGAAAGAUAAAAUCACACGACGUAGUCGUGGGGUUGCAUUUGUAUUAUUUCUAAAACCAGAAGAUGCUUCUUCGUGUGCAAAAGGUCUCAAUAAUACACAAAUAGGUGGACGUACUAUAAGAAGUUCUAUAGCAGUUGACAAUGGACGUAGCACAGAAUUUAUACGUCGUAGGGACUAUCCAGAUAAAUCCCAAUGUUAUGAAUGUGGAGAGGAAGGGCAUUUAUCGUAUGCCUGUAGUCAUAAUAUGUUGGGACCAAGGGAACCACCACAGAAAAAAGUUAGAAUAAGAAAAAAGACUAAAACCUCUGUUACUCAUGAUACUAGUUAUUUUGAUAGUGACAGUGAUGAAGGCUUAAGGAGGUCAAAAAAAUCAAAGAAUAUUGAUAAUGAUGAUACUGACGAUAAUUGUUCAGAAAUCGAAAUGGAAACAUUAAGUGCAGCUAUUAAACAGGAGCAACAUCUUAGAGAGCUAGAACAAUAUAAGCAUAAGGUGGCAACAGGUCAAUAUGAUGAGGAGCAUACUGAAUCGGUUGUAAGGCGGAAACGAUAUAAAGAGAAUUCAUAUUUCAGCGAUGAAGAGGAUAUCAGUGAAUGAAAAUGUAAGAGAUUGUACUUGAUAUUAUCAUGUAAUUAUAGAAAUCAUAAGUUUUAUUUAUAGAAAUCUAAUUAAAAAUUAGUCCUGUAAAUAA